Electrophorus electricus (electric eel) is the source of this 2710-nucleotide messenger RNA. NCBI's taxonomy places the organism in Eukaryota, Metazoa, Chordata, Actinopteri, Gymnotiformes, Gymnotidae. The record is from RefSeq and is a predicted model, not a curated record.
UACCGAGUCCUAAAUGAUUCCUAUACCAAUGUGAAGGUGAAGUUAGCGGGCUGCCGAAUGCAUAAACGCUUUGUAAAAUUAAAACAGUAAUAAACAACAGAAUAAAGCAAGGUGUGCGAUCAUUUACGCCACAAGCUAGCAGUAGUUAGUUUCUUUUAACGUGGCUAAAGAAACCCAAGUCACACACAAGUGGAUGCGUCCGAUUACUCGAGUUCAGGCGCUCAGCGCGCGGGGGUCUGUGGCACGCUCCUUUGUCAUUAUUGAUGCAAAACCCGACAAACCAAGAAAAGCAGACAGUCUUUACAUUUUCAGUUCAGUUCGCACUGUUCGCCCAGCUAACACACUUUCGAUCUACAUACAUGUGUGUUGCACAUUGUAUCGAUUGCUGGCUAAUUGAUCGCUGUGGUCGUUACACUGCCGCUCACGAUGGCCGGCUGAAUGGCACCAGUUUACAACCGCGCGCAGACUUCGCUUUACUGCUAGUUGUAAGACAAACGUCUUGUUUGUUACGUUCUCCGUGUAGCAAAGACGCGUGUUCAUGUCAAAACACAGCAAAUUUCAGACGGCUCUUUGUUCAAGACCACCGCGGAGGUCCACAAUAACAUGGGCGUUUCUGCCACUUCUGCAUCAAGCAGAAGUGAAUGCCUCCGCGCGACGUAGCACAACUUCAAGCUCGAGACACCAAAGUGGGUCUCCUCCAGUCGGUGCGCAUGUUCAUUUUGAAAAGACUGUAAAGAUGACGAUAAAACUAAUCAGGGACCAUGGACAGCAUUAUCGACCUCGAAUGGCCUGUCUGAAGAAGGUAGAGGCCUUGGUCAUAGAGAUGCAGGACCCAAAGUCUGGCGUGAAGUCGUUUGAACAGAAACGGAAUGCCACCUCAAUUCCACAUGUGAUUGCUGGUCAGGACAUCACUGCAUGGAUUACCAGUCAUAUGACGGUGGACGCUCAAGAGGCUCAGGCUCUUGGCACCAUGCUGGUGGCAUAUGGGUUUAUCUACCCACUGCAAGACCCCAAAACGCUCAUCCUCAGGCCAGACGGCAGUCUCUAUCGCUGUCAGACUCCUUACUUCUGGCCGGCUCAGAAGUGGAAGGCACAGGACACCGAUUAUGCAAUUUACCUGGCAAAGAGGAACAUUCGGAAGAAGGGGAUUCUGGAUCAGUAUGAGCAGGAACGCUACAGAAAGCUUCACAAAUGGCUCAACCACAAAUGGGACUUCAUUGUGAACCAAGCCAAAGAACAGACCAGGGCAGGGAAGGCAAGGAUGAAGUCAGACCGUGUGGUGUUCAGUUAUCAGGAGAGGGCCUACUGGAUUGUGCACCGACCUCCUCCUCAAACUCACAGUGCCAUGGACUAUGGAGUGGAUCGUCUCAUUGAUCCUAACGCAGAAGAGGAAAAGAACUCUUAUUACUACAGAAGAAUUAUCAUCUUCAGGCAGCAAGCAAUCAUGAGGUCAAAGGUCAAAUCCACCGUGUCCCUUGGAGCCCUUGUGAAGCACACGAUGACCUAUCAGAGCCAUGACCCCUUUCUCACCCCCUGUCUCCCUAGUAACCCCUGGCAGACGGACGAUGAUACAUACUGGGCCCUGAACAUGCCAGAUGUUGACCUUCCCACUAAGAUGACAGUGGAGCGCUGGUCCUACGGCUUUUACGAGCUACUUAGAGACCCGCGCGGCCGCGCCGACUUCAGACUCUUCCUGAAGAAGGAAUUCAGCGGUGAAAACCUGGCUUUCUGGGAGGCAGCAGAGGAGCUGAAAUGGGGAGCAGCAUCAGCCAUAUCUGAAAAGGCAGAGACUAUUUUUAAGACAUUCUUAGCCCCCGGAGCACCGUGCUGGAUCAACAUUGACGGCAGGACGAUGGGGCUGACGGUGAAGGGACUACAGCAUCCGCACCGCCACGUACUGGAUGCUGCUCAGAACCACAUCUUCAUGCUGAUGAAGAAGGAUACUUUUUAUCGGUAUCUCAAGUCACCCGUUUAUAAGGAUAUACAGAAAAAGGCAAUCUCACCUGCACCACACAACUUCACUGACGCUCAGCUGGAACAGAACGCUCGCAACCGCAAGCCUGGGCUCUACCCCUCCGUUACCUGGCAACGGCAGCAGAAGGAGAAGGUUAGGACCACCACCCUCAUCGACAUCAAGAAGCUGAUGGCCAACAAAUUGGACCGCCAGUGACAGGGGUGGAAGUGCAGAGGUCCACGCGGGGGUCUUGUUGGAGACGCUCAGAUAUCUACCGCGUGUUUAUCCGAAUGUUUAUGUAGCGAAAACUGUUUGAGAUUGUCAUGUAAACCAUGUGUAAACAGUAUAAACAUAACUGAGCUGAUUUAGUCCCAGUUCUGCAGUGUUUGUCAUGUCUUAGAAUGGCAUACUAUAUAUACACAGUCAUAAGGGAGAAUUAUAUUGAUUAUAUGUCAAGUACACUGUGCAUUUUAAAAUGGAUGUUGUUUAUUUAAUUCAUGUGAUGCAUACAUUAGUUUGUGUUUAUGGGUACAUUCAACCACUAAAUGUACAAUGUAUUUAGUGUGUCCUGGGUAGGUUGCAGAUGGUAAUAGCAUUUUUUACUUUUACUAUAAUUACUAUAAUUAUUAUAAAGCAUUACUGCAGUAUUACUAUAAUUAUUAUAAAGCAUUACUGUAGUAUUGCUAUAUAAUUUAGUGUUACUGUAGUAUUACUAUAUUAUUAUAAAGCAUUACUGUAGUAUUACUAUAUAAUUAU